Molecule: messenger RNA, 120 nt
Organism: Hepatospora eriocheir
Lineage: Eukaryota; Fungi; Microsporidia; Hepatosporidae
Source: the annotation of a GenBank genome assembly
AUGCUUUUUCUUUCAUGUUGUUUGUUAAUGUUUUCUCCAAAUAUUAGUUGGUUUGGUGUACAUUUAAGGCUUGAAUGGUAUGUUAUGAUUAAAACAGAUUCUUCUUAUCAAAUCGCGUAA